CUUGAUGCCUCAAAGAUGCAUUUCAGACAUUUACAGAGAAUAAAGAGAAGCUUUGCAGUUGAUCGUUCAGUGCGGUCUGAAGCACAGACGUUGACCUCACCAGAUAUCAGUCAUCAUGAGCAGAAUGUUGCUGUGAGGUCGUCUUCUUCUUCAUCGUCUUCACGACACAUAGAUGUCAUUCCAGUAACAGCUCGUCCUCCUCAGACUGUCUCCUGCAGUGAUUUCACAGCCGAUCAAAGUCCAUUUGACAUCACUGCCGCUGACGGAGCAGAAAAACUACCGUAUAAGCCUCAUCUCAGCAGGUCCAGUGUGGCUAAGGCUGAGAAACUCACUAAUGUAGACCAAACUGAAAAAGUGAGCAAUGCCUCUCGCUUCCUGAAAGAACAGGGAGUAAACACCAGUCCAGAAAUGGAGCUGUCUGUGCCUUGUAAAGAUCAAGAUAUUCCCACCUUUGAUGAAUGGACAAAACUUAUGAUGGAGAAUGAAAAGAGUGAAAGCACACGUGUUUCUAAUGGAAAUCAUGGUGGUAAACAAGUUCAGCAGAUCUUCAGUAACUACGCUUCUGUGGAGUGUGGAGCAAAAAUACUGUCCUCAAAUCCUGAAGCAAAGAGUACUUCAGCUGUUCUGAUGGACAACAUGGACAUGUACAUGCUGAACCCCUGCAAUAACAAGAUAUGGAUCAUUAUUGAGCUUUGUCAGCCCAUUCAGGUGAAGCAGCUCGACAUCGCAAACUUUGAGAUCUUCUCCUCAAACCCCAGAGAUUUUCUGGUGUCCAUUAGUGACAGAUAUCCAACCAACAAAUGGGUGAAGUUGGGAACGUUUCAUGCUCGUGAUGAGCGGACAAUACAGAGUUUCCCACUGAAUGAGCAUAUGUUUGCUAAACACACUAAGAUGUUCACCAAAUACAUGAAGGUGGAGUUGCUGUCUCAUUUCGGUUCUGAACAUUUCUGUCCUCUCAGUAUGGUCAGGGUUUUUGGCACCAGUAUGAUGGAGGAGUAUGAGAUGAACUCAUCUGACAGACAACACUUUCAUGAUGAUCCAGAUGAUGAUCCGUCUCCUGAUUUUCUGCCAUUAGAUGAGAAAUCCUCCAGAAAUCUGAUUGGAUCUGCUAAAGAUGUUCUUCUCACGAUGGUGAACAACAUCGCUGCUAAUGUCCUCGGUGGCAGGGAUGGAGGGAAUUGUUCCACUGAAAGUUUGAAUAAAUCCGAAGAACCUCCUCCACCCGCUGUAUCGGUGUCCGUGGUGUCUGAUGGACUCGAUGUGAAUGAGACUUCAGCUGAUCAUCCGAUCGUCCGUCUGCUCUCAGACGACGAAGAAUCAGAUGAAUCGUCUCGUGUGAAUGUCUCUCAGAGGUCCUGUAUACGUGCUCUCUCUCUUCAGGAGUAUCUUCUACAGCGUAGCUUUUCUCAGUCCAUCGUUCAGAAACCUGUCUCAUCUCCAGACACAAAACAUAACUUGGCCUCAAUCUCGGAGGAAUCUUCAGAAACCUCCCAAACCAAAUCCAGACUUGAAUCCGCGUCUUCCAUUCUCGAGCCUUCAGAUCAUCUGCAAGUGUCCUGCGAGCUGUCACAUCCCGUUGAAGCUGAAGCUGCGUCUGUGAGCGAGUGUCUCACGAGGAAGAGCACUGAAGACAGUGGUGACCGGCUCACACCGGAGGAACCCAUCCUUGACAUGUCCACCCCGACACUUCCGCAGCUUUCCUCUUCACAUCGUCCAGCGCUGAACCCGUCCAUAGAUGAGAGGACACCCACCCACAGCGCUUUGGAUGGCUCACAGAGCAGUGAGCUAUUAGAUGACGUCACCAUGCUGGAGAUGACGACUGCUGACCUUCCAGCGCAUGGCUCCGGUCAGAAAGAGUCCGUCUUCUUGAGACUCAACAAUCGCAUUAAAGUCCUGGAGAUGAACAUGUCGCUCAGCGGACGAUACCUAGAGCAGCUGAGCCAGAGGUACAGGAGGCAGAUGGAGGACAUGCAGAGAGCUUUUAACCAAACACUCAAAACACUGCAGAACACUUCCAGAAUAGCAGAUGAACAGGACCUGAAACAGACUGAGUCUAUCCAGACACUACACACUCAGCUGGAGAAUGUCACUCAACUCGUUCUUCUUUUAUCUGUCAGUGUGAGUCAACUACAGACCCAGGUUUCUGACAGGCAGAGCUACAUUUUGUUGUGUCUGGUGCUUUGUGUGGUUCUCGGAAUUCUGAUUUGUUUAAAUCACCGUCAGAUGUUGGCUGAGGUUUCUCCAGUUGAGUUGGACACAUCUUACUGUCCUGACAGAAAUGUUUGUGCUUGUUAUGAAGAUGUGAUUGUGAGACGCAGAGCCUCAGACCCACUUUCACUGUCAUCAUUCCAGAUUUCUGCAGGUGUUGAAGAAACUAACAGUCAGGUACACUCUCCAGUUAGUAUAAAGACUACACAUGAAUGUAAACUGAAGAAGAGUUCAGAGGAUCUCUGCAGUUCAGGAGUAGAUGUUGCCAUUCACCACUUUAAUGUUGGUCCUCAUUCACUGGGCCUGAAACUCAUGAGUACUGAUCCAGGAUCUGGAGAUAUGUUGUCAGACGUCAGUUCUGAGAGCUCCUCGCAGUCUGAUGACGCUCUCUUCUGUGGGAUUUCUACCUGUGUUCGUCUCUGUGAGGCUUUACCUUCACCCAAACACUGGACACAAAAGACAAGAGACGCGCAGCAGCAGUACAUUACAGCAGAACAUCUGCAUCUGACUCCACAGUGCAGCGGCCCGACGCCAGUAAAUCAACACCAAAACUGAACCUUCAUAAAUAACCUCCAUUCCCUGUUAUUUUAGGUUCUGCUUGAAGCUACACAGUUUAAUUUUUGUUAAUGUGCCACUGGCCUUGAGACAAUCACAAAUAUAAAGAUCUACUUACAAUCAUGUUGUCACUUCUUCUUUUGACCUCACCGCACAUGCACAGAGUAACCAAUAAGCAUACAGAAUACAGUAUGGCUUCUGCCUUAAAGUUGCUCAGUGUUACAAAGUCCAACCAAACUAAUUUCCAAGGUGCUAGGGUAAUGGCAGCAUGCCAGGGACAGGGGAAUUUUACUUGUAUUAUUCAGUCUGGUCAAUGAUCCUUAAAGCGUUAGUCUGUGUGCCCUGGAACUAAAUACUUUGCACUAGUUUGAAUGAUCGACAGUAGCAGUAAUGUGUUUGUUGAUCAAGGUAAUGUUGCUGGUAGGCAAUGCUAGCCCAUGCUCUGAGUAAAUACACUAUUGGAGCAGCUAGGUAUUAGGCCUAAAAACGCAUAAAAUGGAGCAGCUAAUGCAGUGCACAUAAUAUUUACCUUCACACCACAAAUUGGUUUAUUAAUAUAUUCUGCGGUACUCAACAUCUAAAAAACUUAUCAUGUUCCUUGCAUAAUUUACAUUUCUACAUUAAGCACAUAAGCAUUUAGCUGUACAUUCUCUACAAAAACAUUAAUCAAAGCAUUUAGCUUAAUAAAAAAGUUUUUAACUUAGCUGAGAGGUAUAUUUCGUAAUUUCAUCUGAGAAAACUCUUCUUUGUUGUAAUUUAACGAGUUCACCUUAGCAAGUAAAUAAGCGGGAAAGAUGGUAAGUGUAUUUGGCGUGCCUCGUCCCAUGGAGAGGGCUCCGAGCUCAGUGUUUGCCCCAACCCAGAGUGUUCCAACCAUUAUACUGAGGUAGAGAAAAUGAGCUGAAGAGUCGGGGCGGAGGAGGGAGCAGUGCGUUAGUGACCCCCAAAACGUAGCAUAGUUUAGGCUUGUAGGAUGCUGGCUGUCGAUUGGAGUAGGGUGAGGAGCGAGGUGUCUGAAAGAGACUUUGGCCCCAGCAGGAGCGGGUGCAGUUAUGGCAUCCGAUUCAGAAGAGGUUAGAGAGUUUGAGACACUGCUGCGGCGGUGAGGUCUCUGUGCGCACUGCUGCAGCAGUAGAAUUAGAGAUAGAGGCUCUUGCAAGAGUGGGCACUGCAGCGGAAAUGGGGAUUAAUGUGAGCGCUACUGCGGCAGUGGAAAUAGAAAUAAGGCUUCUGCGGCAGCGGGCACUGCUGUGGUGUUGGGGAUACAUUUAGUGGAUGUGUUGAGCCUGGGGACUGCCACUAAGGGGUUCGGUGUGCUUCUUUAAUGUGAGGCAUCUGAUGACCAGCGGACCAAGUGUUUGAAUUUGUUGUUGAGAGAGGUCUUUCUGGUCGGCUGUGGUUGCUGUUCCGAUUCGGAAAUAAUGGCUAGAAAAGUUAUCAGCUGGGAUACCUGAUUGGAGCAAAAUUGAUUUUAGGUGUUUCCAGAGGUGGACGAAGUACACAACUUCCUUACUUGAGUGAAAGUACAGAUACUACUGGUCAAAUAUUACUCCACUACAAGUAAAAGUUGUAAAGACAGAUUCUUACUUAAGUAAAAGUACAGAAGUACGUGCUUUUAAAAGUACUCAAGUAUUAAAAGUAAAUUUCCUUUAUGUCAGCUGUGCAUUGUUUUAUUGUCUAUACCUUGUGCCUCUGAAGCAACCUACUGAAUACACUGAGUAGCUCACAGUAUCAGUUGUAUUAAAGGAGUAGUUCACUUCAAAAUUUGCCCCCAUUGACUUUCCAUAGUAGUUUUUAUUCCUACUAUGGAAAGUCAAUGGGGGCAAAUUUUGCAGUGAGCAACUCCUUUAAGAGCUUUAUAUGUUUAGCACAUAUAUGUUUAGUUUAGAUAUAAUCCUGUAUGAUCAUUUACACUGUCUGUGUACGUACGUGUGUGUGUGUGUGUGUGUGUGUGUGUGUGCGUGUGUUGUGUGUGUGUGCGUGCGCAUCCGUGUGUGUGUGUGUGUCUGUGUCUGUGUGUGUUGGUGCGUGUUGUGUGUGUGGAGUGUUUUGUGUGUGGGUGUGUCUGUCUUCUGUGUUUCAAUCUUUUCUUGUUUUUGCAGGUACAACUUUGAUUGUUUUGCUUAUAGUCAAUGUGUCUCAUGUGCAGCUGCUUUGUAACAAUGAAAAUUGUAAAAGCGCUAUAUAAAUAAAGUUGAGUUGAGUUGAGUUGAGUUGAGUUGAAAGCCAGUGUCAGAGAUUUAAACAUGAUGUGGGCGGCAACUGGCAGCAAGUGAAGUGAAAUCGGAAGGGGUGUCACAUGGGUUCUUUUAGGCUGAUUGAACACCAGACGUGCAGAUGCAUUCUGGAUCAUUUGCAAGUUACCAUGGCGAUGAUGAACACUGUUUUUUUGAGCCCAAGAAGGUGGAUCAGUUUAAAGCAGAGUUUGCUCAAAUAAAACCCAAACGUACCUGGGUAAACAACACUGAAACCAGCUUCAUGCAACAUGCCUCUUGUUUUAUAAUAUUUCUGUGAGUAAAUGACUGACAGGGACCCAUCCGCUAUCAGCCAAUCACUGUGGCCGUAGUUAGUAAACUUACUGACAUCAUUCAUAGCAAGCGGUCAACCCCACCCUUUCUCUUAGUUUAAGAUUUUCAUCUAUUCCUGACUAAGAGGUCCUGUAAAAAAGAAAGCACAUAUUUGCAUUACCUCUACCUUUAACACAUGAUUGUUGCUCCUGUCUCUUUAAAACCCCUCCUUAAACGCCUAAUGCACUCUGAUUGGUCAGAUGGCCUAAUCUAUUGUGAUUGAUAAUCUGCAUUAAAUGUGUGUCGAAAAUGUAACGCUCAUGACCAUAGCCCGGUUUCAGAUGGGAGGCUUCAGGUAACAAACAAACAGCAUGGGAUCAAUAGUAAUCAUGCAAUCAGAUCUGGAAAGUUUGGACGAGAAUACUUUCUUAAGUGACUGUAUAAUCUAGGAAAGUGUCAAUUUUUUUCAUCGUCCUUUCCAUGCCUCGUGCUAAUUUAGGAUGACCAGUUUCAUUCAUUUUUUUGAUAAAUGUGUUGGGCGGACAAAUCGAAAGUUGCAGUUUGCAUCCAAUAGAGACGAGCUGUAAAGCAAAUUCUGCCUUUGAACUUUGUUCCAGGA
Triplophysa rosa is the source of this 5889-nucleotide messenger RNA. RefSeq names its product SUN domain-containing ossification factor-like. The record is from RefSeq and is a predicted model, not a curated record. Gene Ontology annotation, cellular component: cytoplasm; membrane. Gene Ontology annotation, biological process: protein folding in endoplasmic reticulum; regulation of bone remodeling. The transcript has 23 exons. Lineage: Eukaryota; Metazoa; Chordata; Actinopteri; Cypriniformes; Nemacheilidae. Bases 16 to 2763 code for a protein of 915 amino acids.